GCGUUUCCCUCAUAGCACCGCAUUCCGAGCAGAACAUAUCGAGCUACUGAUUCAUCGAGGCCAGCGCAAUGACGGGACACGAGGAGAGCACAAAGUUUGAUGUCUGCGCUACCUACCAGCGUAUCAUCCAGAAUGCAGAACUAUCACCGCCACUUGCCGCCAUCCUGACACUGACAGAGUCGAUAGUCAAGUCAAAUGCCGGUACCAUGUUCGAACUUGUCCAGGCGUUGAACGACGAUGCCGAGGUCUUGAAGAAGCAGAUCCCGAAUUCGAUCAGCCUGAAUGCAGGCUGCGAAUUGUUCAUCGCCUUCGUGACGUUGUUCCCGCAUGAGUCCGAUAGCUUUGCAGAACUCAAGACCGAGUUGGUACAACAGGGUCAAAAAUACGCAGCGGAAGCGAUCUCCUUCCGUGAUAAAAUAGCUGAAGCGACGCUCGGCUUCAUUAAAGAUGAUUCGGUGAUACUCACCCACUCCUACUCACGAGUGGUCAUGAAAGCCUUGCUUCACGCUCAUAAAACGAAGCGCAUUUCCGUUUUUGUAACGGAGGCGAGACCUCGCGGGCUCGGGCUCAAGACGCACGAGGCACUAGCGGCGGCUGGUAUCCCAUGCACGGUCGUCCUAGACUCCGCCGUCGCAUACGUCAUGGACCGUGUCGACUUCAUCAUGGUGGGAUCUGAAGCAGUCGUCGAGAGCGGCGGCUUGAUCAACGCAGUGGGAAGCAAUCAAAUGGCCAUCAUAGCGAAGGCGGCUAGCAAGCCGUUCUAUGCGCUGGCUGAAAGUUACAAAUUUCACCGACUCUUCCCACUAUCGCAAUAUGAUCUUCCGACGCACAACCCGACGAUACUGUCUUUUGCGACGCUACAGCAGCGCCCCACGCCGCCAGAUAAAGUUUCGCACGGUGCAGCUGCUAGUGGUCAAACCCUUGCCCGAGAUGGCACUUCGGAGACCACGAUCGUUCCUCCUCCUACGGAAAUGAAGAUGACCACGGAACAAAUGACGCGUAAUCCCAGCGUGGAUUACACUAGACCGGACUUGAUAUCCCUUGUGUUCUCAGACGUCGGCAUAUUGACGCCGGAAGGAGUGAGCCAGUACCUAGUCGGAAUGUUUGCUGGGUAAUCAGUAUGUACCACUACUACCAUUCCUGUCGAGGCUCCGGACCCACUAGUGUCAGCCUUGGUCUUCUAAACAGGCAAUGCUGCACAGACCGACACCGACGCACGCAUUAUCGUCAACACGUGAAAGAUCGUCAAGUUCCGACUAAGCCACGCCCGUCAAGGGGCGUGCCAACCACAUUGAUAGGGAUGUUUUUACCUAUUACCUGAGGUGCCCGUCCGCAGCUGGAAUUCAGCCUUGGCUCCAUAUAGCAUGCGUCGCUCGCCCUCGUGUAUUCUACUUCGGAUAUGAUAUCGAUGAAAUCUACGAUGUUCCUCUCGA
This is a messenger RNA of Fomitopsis serialis, 1433 nucleotides long. Its product is annotated as IF-2B-domain-containing protein. The coding region runs from base 69 to 1115 and encodes 348 amino acids. Gene Ontology annotation, biological process: translational initiation. Lineage: Eukaryota; Fungi; Basidiomycota; Agaricomycetes; Polyporales; Fomitopsidaceae. Gene Ontology annotation, molecular function: guanyl-nucleotide exchange factor activity; translation initiation factor activity. The record is from RefSeq and is a predicted model, not a curated record. Gene Ontology annotation, cellular component: eukaryotic translation initiation factor 2B complex. The transcript has 8 exons.